Sclerotinia sclerotiorum 1980 UF-70 is the source of this 282-nucleotide messenger RNA. RefSeq lists its product with no specific name. The record is from RefSeq and is a predicted model, not a curated record. The coding region runs from base 1 to 282 and encodes 93 amino acids. The transcript is spliced from 2 exons. NCBI's taxonomy places the organism in Eukaryota, Fungi, Ascomycota, Leotiomycetes, Helotiales, Sclerotiniaceae.
AUGGUAGGUGGGUGGGCUAAAACACGUGGAUACACUCGGUACGCUAGUGGGGCUGACUCCCGUCUUCUGGGCCGGUCUCUGGUGUGUCUGGCUCGCCAUUUGGAAAAGUCCAAAAGCAUUUCGAAGGCUUUUCAUGCACCUCAACGGCACCGCCAAACUGUCAAGUCCAGCUGGACAAUGAAACAUCCCGGCCAAUCAGAUCCCGGGGCGACGGUUCUCCUCAUACAGAAUUGUGAAGAAGAAGAGGAAGAAAAAGAAGAUAUAGCGGUAAUCGAUGGAUGA